UACCAUCAUCCGUGCAGGGCUAUGAGGUGUGCCGCGCUAUUCCAUAUUUGCUAUGUAGUAAGUUGGCCGAGAUCUCCCGCGCGCCAGUUUUCCUUGCACGGGCAUGACCUCUGCGAGCUUGCAUCAUAUCUUCGAACGUUGCUGAAAGAUAUUUUCCAGAUGUGA
Messenger RNA from Bipolaris victoriae FI3, 165 nucleotides. RefSeq lists its product as hypothetical. The transcript has a single exon. The record is from RefSeq and is a predicted model, not a curated record. Lineage: Eukaryota; Fungi; Ascomycota; Dothideomycetes; Pleosporales; Pleosporaceae. The annotation marks the transcript as partial.